Saccoglossus kowalevskii is the source of this 4699-nucleotide messenger RNA. Its product is annotated as leucine--tRNA ligase, cytoplasmic-like. Gene Ontology annotation, molecular function: leucine-tRNA ligase activity; aminoacyl-tRNA deacylase activity; ATP binding. The record is from RefSeq and is a predicted model, not a curated record. Gene Ontology annotation, biological process: leucyl-tRNA aminoacylation. Lineage: Eukaryota; Metazoa; Hemichordata; Enteropneusta; Harrimaniidae.
AUGUCCUACGAUUCAGCGACUCCUCUUCUCAUCAGCUGGAGAUCAAUUAACUUACCGAUGAUCCCUGUCAUUGUGGUCCAGCGUGCAACGACAUUCGAACAAGAUGCUCCAGAAAACUUCUGCCAAUCAAAGAAAGAAAAGUAUUUUGCUUGUUUUCCAUAUCCAUAUAUGAAUGGUCGUCUUCACCUUGGACAUACUUUUUCGCUUUCUAAGUGUGAGUUUGCUAUUGGAUAUCAACGUUUAAAAGGUAAAAGAUGUCUAUUUCCAUUUGGUUUCCACUGUACAGGAAUGCCAAUCAAGGCGUGUGCUGAUAAAUUAAAUCGAGAAAUGAAUGACUUUGGAUACCCACCAAGGUUUCCAGUAAAAGAAAAAGAAAUUAUAACCGAGAUCUCUGAUGAAAUAAUUAUAAAAGAUAAAGCAAAGGGAAAGAAGAGUAAAGCUGUUGCCAAGUCUGGAGGCGCUAAAUAUCAAUGGCAGAUUAUGUCCUCAUUAGGAUUAUCAGAUGAGGAGAUUAAAGAGUUUGCAACCACAGAUCAUUGGCUGGAAUACUUCCCUCCACAUGCCAUCCAAGAUCUGAUAAGCAUGGGAUUGAAGGUGGAUUGGAGGAGGUCCUUCAUAACAACUGACGCCAAUCCCUAUUAUGACUCCUUCGUAAGGUGGCAGUUUCUAACCCUUAAAGACAGAAAGAAAAUUAAAUUUGGGAAAAGGUAUACCAUAUAUAGCCCAAAAGAUGAUCAGCCAUGUAUGGACCAUGACAGGGCGACUGGAGAGGGUGUCGGCCCACAAGAAUACACUAUCAUCAAAAUGAAGGCAGUUCAACCCUUUCCUCAGAAACUCAAGUAAGUUUUUAGGUGAUUCAGUGCAUGCAUUGACAGAAAACAAUUCACAGAUGCACAUUUGCAGCCAUCCAUUUUAAUUUGAUCAACUCGCUUUUGAUUACUUGUAAACCGGACUGUAAUUGCACAGGUCAGUGUUGAUUCAUUUCUCCAUACAUGUGCUCUCUUUCUAGGAUGGUUAAAUAAAUAUUGGCAAUUUGAUCAAACCUGAAUAAUUGCAGUUUUCUUAAUUUAUUUUCUGGUUUGCUAGGAUGUAAUGGGAAUACCACUGAAGGCUCCGUUGACGUCGUACGAUGUCAUCUAUACACUACCGAUGUUAAAUAUCAAAGAGAAUAAAGGUACAGGCAUAGUGACCAGCGUCCCUUCAGAUGCACCAGACGACUACGCUGCUCUCAGAGAUCUGAAAAAGAAACAGCCUUUUAGAGAAAAGUACCAUAUCAAGGAUGAGAUGGUGUUGCCAUUUGAUCCAAUCCCAAUCAUCGAGGUACCCGACUUUGGUAACUUGUCCGCUGUGAAAGCAUGCGAUAUGUUCAAAGUACAGAGUCAGAAUGAUAAAGAUAAGCUACAAGAAGCCAAGGAAAAAGUCUAUCUUAAAGGCUUCUAUGAAGGGGUAAUGAUCGUCACUGAUUACAAAGGGCAGUUCGUCAAAGACGUGAAAAAAGACGUUCAGAAAAAAAUGGUUGUUGCCAAAGAGGCUGUGGUGUACAUGGAACCUGAGAAAGAAGUGAUAUCUCGCUCAGCGGAUGAAUGUGUCGUUGCUCUGUGCGAUCAGUGGUAUUUGGAUUAUGGUGAAGAGGAAUGGAAAAAACAGACAAAAGGAGCGCUUGACAACCUGGAAACAUAUGCGGAAGAGACUCGUAAGAAUUUCAUCGCAACUUUAGACUGGCUGCAUGAAUAUGCGUGUUCUAGAUCUUACGGUUUAGGAACCAAAAUACCAUGGGAUGAACAGUACUUGAUAGAGUCUUUGUCCGACUCCACUAUUUACAUGGCAUUUUAUACUGUAGCAUACUUGUUGCAAGGUGGUGUAUUGAACGGUUCUAGUGCUGGUCCCGCUAAUAUCAGACCAGAGCAGUUGUCGCGUGCUGUCUGGGAUUACAUAUUCUUCCUUGAAGCACCCUUUCCUGCUGAGUGUACCAUUCCCAGAGUAACUCUGGAUAAACUUAAGAAUGAGUUUCAGUACUGGUAUCCUGUCGAUCUACGUGUGUCCGGAAAGGAUCUGGUUCCCAAUCACUUGACCUAUUACAUGUAUAAUCACUGCGCCAUCUGGCCCAAGGAGGCCGAUAAAUGGCCACGAAGUAUCCGAGCCAACGGCCAUCUGUUGCUGAAUUCGGAGAAGAUGUCCAAGCAAACAGGAAACUUCCUAACUCUCUAUGAGGCUGUGGGUUUAUUCUCAGCUGACGGUAUGCGUCUAGCCUUGGCUGAUGCUGGCGAUACUCUGGAAGAUGCUAAUUUUGUUGAAGCUAUGGCAGAUGCUGGUAUUUUAAGACUCUAUAACUUUUUAGAUUGGGUUAAAGAUAUGAUCGCUACAAAGGAAAGUUUCCGAACAGGACCUAUUGUUACAUUUGACGACCGGGUCUUUGAAACUGAAAUGGACAAAGGUAUUCUUGAAACAGAACAAAACUACGAGCGUAUGAUGUACAAGGAUGCUUUAAAGACAGGAUUUUACGAAUAUCAGGCUACAAGAGAUAAAUAUCGUGAAGUUACGAUGAAUGAUAUGCACCGAGAUCUCGUAUUCCGAUUUAUUGAGACACAGAUUGUCAUCCUGUCUCCUCUCUGUCCACAUAUAUGUGAGCACUUAUGGCAGCUACUUGGCAAGACUGGAUCAGUGUUAGAUGCACAGUGGCCAGCAGCAAAGCCGGUGGAUGAUAUACUAGUGAGGUCUUCUCAGUAUCUAAUGGAUUCUGCUCAUGAUUUCCGUCUUCGUCUCAAAAACAUGAUGCAGCCUGGGAAAGGCAAGAAAGCUGUCAUCCCUCCCACCAAACCGUCACAUGGUAUUCUGUACGUAGCCAAGACAUACCCACCAUGGCAGCAUGCAACACUUGUCUGUUUGAGACAACAGUAUGAUAAACACGGUAAGACGUUCCCAGACAAUAAGGAAAUUCUCACAGAACUGAAAACGAAAGAUGAACUAAAAAAGUACAUGAAGAAAUUAAUGCCAUUUGUACAAACUGUUAAGCAAAAUGUACUUGACAAAGGACCCCACGCCAUGGAUUUGACGUCGGAGUUUGAUGAAAGACAAGUUCUCUUAGACAACUUACAGUAUCUUAUGUACACACUAGAAUUGGAAUCGAUAGACAUCAAGUUUUCAGAUGAAGCAGAUGGUAAAAUCAAGGAAGACUGUACACCAGGAAAUCCUUUCUCUGUGUUCACAUCUCAGCCGUCAGUUGAUAUUCAUCUAACCAAUCCGCAACCAUCAAGUGGUCACUUCUCUAUGACAAUACCUAUCAGAGAUGGGGAUACUGUGGACAAAGUGAUAGCAAGAAUGGCCAAAUUGGACAGAGGGAUCAAAGAUCCAAAGAAAGCUACUAUUCUCAGAUACUCUGACCCGGAACUUGGAACCCGUCAAGUUCCACAGUUCGGAAAACCAGAUCUUGGAAAAGUUGCGAUAUCCUCGUCCUCCACAUUUAGUAUUGAUGUAGAAAAUAAAAAAGUGACCCUCAAUGAAAAUGCAAAGUCCAUUGAACUUGGAUCUACACUGAGUUAUAUUGUAUCAUAAAACUGCGUGUGCAGCUAGCUGCUUCAUUAAUUGUACUUGUUUAUAUUCAACUGGAAAUUGAAUAAUUUGCAAUAAGAAGUGAUGCUUUUAAAUCUUCUGAAGAUUGUUCACGAUCUCAUGCACAAGUGAUCACUGUAUACACACGUAUUUUCAAAAACAUUUCAGUAACAAACCCCUCCGUCUUCAUCUGAAUUAAAUCAUCAAAUAAAAUGGUGUGUCAUACACAUAAGUAUUAUCAGACUCCGCUCAAAAUGAAAAUACAAACAAAAUAACUGUAAACAGUUUAAUUUUUCAUCUCUGUCAAUUUUUGUGAUAACUGAACGAUAUUUCUAGGAACCAAAAUUUAAAUAAUCGGUUGAGUUGCAAAAAUUCAUGAAUUUGUUCUUUGCAAAAAAAUGUAGUUUUGAGUAUAUUUACAAUCUUGUGAAUACAGUCAACAAGAAUGCUAUGCAUAUGAAUUAGGCACAACUCCUAUUUAUUCAGAAUUGUGUACAAUGUAUGUAAUUUUCUAUUAUAUUAUUGUUUGGAAAUACUUUUCAUCACUUUUGUAAUUCUUCUCGGCAACCCAUGGUGGUGUGUUCCGCUCACACCAUGCCAUAGGCUGUCACCAUUAGAUACUGGAUCCUAGAUUGCGAGCUCUAUAUUAUUUGUUGUGUUGUCAAUAAUUUACAUUUGCGUACAAUUAUACGAGAGCAACUGAGUGAUCUGAGAAAGGCACUGUUCUAUCCAUGAUCGACCUUCUCUCUAUCUAAACAAUUUUAAAUUGACGUAGAGUAAAUUUAACUGCACAGUUUGGUGAUGUCAAUGAGUACGUUUUAUGCAAAUGAGUCUUAAAUGAAAAUGCUGUUCUUAAUUGAUAUUCAGUUCAACGGUUAAAAAUACAGUUUUCAGACCAUUAAAGUGGUUGAAAUCUAUGUAUUUCGAGACGAUAUCAUCCAAAAUUAGCCCAUGUAGCCAUUGACGUACUGAUCUGUAAUUGACAUUGAACCAUUCAUAUAACAAAAUUCAAGAUAGCAACCUUCACACUUUGUCUAAUCAACAAUAUUAUAAUACUUUUAAUUUCUUUGAUGAAAUGACAUCAUUUUAAUCAAUAUCUACUAUCCGAUUUACACCUUUAUGAUUAAACAGUUUCAAGAAAGUUUCAUAA